GUUAAACUGAAAAAGCAUAUUCAGGAUCCAAGUGCUACAGAAUUAGUCCAUUUCCUGUUUGGACCACUGGAAAUGAUUGUUAACACCUGUGGAGGCCCUGAAUUUGCAAGGACUGUCAUCAGUCCACUUCUUGCAAAGGAUACCACAGAUUUCCUGAAAGGGCAUCUUACACCAAAGGAAAUGGCGUUGUGGGAGUCCUUAGGAGAGACUUGGACAAAGUCAAGAGCUGAAUGGCCAAGAGAUGCCAACAUCCCAAGAUAUAUUCCAAAGUUUCACAACGGAUGGGAGCCACCCCUGGAAAUCUUUCGUGGGGUUCCAUGGGAAAUCGAUAUUGGCCAUUUGCAAGAAGAGCUGUCAUCAUCCAAUGGGUGUUCCAAUCGCCACUUGAAGCCAAUCCAGACUUCAGACCAAAAGCAAGGGGCGCAUGCCAUUGCUCAGCAUGUUACUCAACAUGUAAAUAGGAAUUUUGAGGCACAGGGUAUGGCUCAGUCAAGGAGAUAUGCCAAAAUUCUUUAUGAUUUCACUGCUCGAAAUGCAACUGAACUGUCAGUGCUGAAAGAUGAAAUUCUUGAGGUGUUGGAAGAUAACAAACAAUGGUGGAAGCUGAGGAACCGAAGUGGACAGGCUGGUUAUGUUCCAUAUAAUAUUUUAGAUCUGGUGACUCUGGAGGAUUUUGCAGCAAUGGAGCAGAGUAAUCAGAAAUACCGAGACUUGAGUCCACGAGCAUCUGUAUCUUCCAGCCCAUCCCAUAAGUUACCUCCCGGCUAUGCUGGCGAGAAAUGGGGAAGUGAAAUGGCAGCCCACAGUUCUUCAGAAGCCAAAGGACAAUUGAUUCAUCACAUGGACGAGGUCAAUGAUGAACUGCUGAAAAAGAUCACAAAUAUCAAAAUCCAGCAACCUCAAAGGAAUUUUAGAGUAGAGAAGACACAGCAAGUUCACGUGCCCUUAACCUUUGAAUCCAAUGCUAUGGAAGUCAGAGUUUGGCUGGAAGCAAAUUCAUUCAACAAAGGAACCGUGGACCAUCUUGGUAUACUGACAGGAGCACAGCUUUUCUCCUUGAACAAAGAAGAAUUGAAAAAAGUAUGCGGAGAAGAAGGUGCCCGGGUAUUUAGCAAAAUCACAGUACAAAGGGCUAUCCUAGAGAAAAAUAGAGAGAAAUCAGAACUUGAGGAAAUCAUGGAGCGACGCCAAGAGAGGAUUGAUUCUUCUAUUUAAGUUAUUUUGAUUUAUUUCAACUUGUAGUCACAUAUAUUUACUUGUAGGAAAAAGGGAAAAAAGGAAAAAUAUAACAGAGUAUCUCUUCAAGUGAGACUGUUGGGACUAUCAAUGUACAUUGCUAUUCCGACCAACUGUUCCUUCAGCAAUAUUGACAAAGGGAACACUCAACUCCCUCAUUAAUUUGACAAAGCAUUGGGAAAGAAGCUGUGUUAUUGAAUGAAGUAUUAUAUUUUUAUAUUGCUAUAUUUUAUACAUGAUGUUACGUCUAUGAUUUCAGAGCAUGAGGAUGACCAUAUUUCUGCUCUAAGCAAAGGUUGGAUUGAAGCAAAACAACCCAAUCAAUCUACGCAGUACCUUUUCUCUGUGGCCCAUCAAUGCAUCCAGAACUGGCUGGAAAUACCGUUUGUUAUUAGCCAGCAAACCCAUGUGCUUUGAAGCCUACAUGCUUCCAAAUCUUCUGCUAGUUUUGUACAAAACUCAGUAAAACCUGUAUCUAGCAUGCAGUGGGGAAAUCUUUUGCAUCACCUUUGCUACAUAGAAAAACUUACCAUUAGCGGUCAAGAUCUUUACAUUUGCCUUCUUUUUUUCCUAAAAUUAUUCCCCCCCCCCCCCAAACUGCUUU
Molecule: messenger RNA, 1840 nt
Organism: Thamnophis sirtalis
Lineage: Eukaryota; Metazoa; Chordata; Lepidosauria; Squamata; Natricidae
Source: RefSeq, a predicted model, not a curated record